AUGUAUGUGGCUAUGACUUAUUUACGUGCACCUUUUCUUGAAUCGCUGAAUGAACAAUUACAACAGGUUUGCACCAGUUCGAAGUGGCAUACGCGUCGCGUAGCGAUGAAAUUUGUACAACAUACGAUUUUUUGUAAUCUCUUCAAUGCUCGAUUGUAUCAAAAGCAAUUACAUGAACUUGUUUUUAAAUGUUUAUUCGAUGAACAAUUUGAGGUUCGUACAGUUGCAUCAGUGACAUUAUCAGGCUUUUAUCAAUGUGGAUAUAUUCAAGUUAAUGAAGAAGAUUUUGUCAAUAUUCAAGAUUUUAUUUUUUAA
Rotaria socialis is the source of this 315-nucleotide messenger RNA. Lineage: Eukaryota; Metazoa; Rotifera; Eurotatoria; Philodinida; Philodinidae. The record is from the annotation of a GenBank genome assembly.